Molecule: messenger RNA, 1754 nt
Organism: Populus euphratica (Euphrates poplar)
Lineage: Eukaryota; Viridiplantae; Streptophyta; Magnoliopsida; Malpighiales; Salicaceae
Product: E3 ubiquitin-protein ligase SIS3-like
Exons: 10
Coding region: 265-1407 (380 amino acids)
Biological process (GO): sugar mediated signaling pathway
Molecular function (GO): ubiquitin-protein transferase activity
Source: RefSeq, a predicted model, not a curated record
UUAUUAUUAUACUUCUUUCAGUCUCUCUGCUGUUCUCAAUAAACUCUCUUUAAUCCAGUUUCAGUUACUGAUAAUUACUGCAUUUAGUAAACAACAAAAAAACAUAGGGCUCCAUAGAUGAAAGAUUCUGAUUCAUUUCUCGUACCUGAUGAGAUUACGAGGAUUGUUGGUCACUGAUUCACAUACAGAAACUCUCUCACUCCCCCUCUUUGUUGUAAUAAGUAUUUCUUUCCUUUUUUUUCUCAUAGGGUUUUCCAGUUAGUUAUGGCAAUGAGAGGAGUCGAUUUCAAGUGGUACGAUGGCUUCUUCUUGUCAAUGCUUGCAACAAGUGCAAUCAUUGUUGCCAUCAAUUGGAAGCGUUACCAUCUUUGUACAUACCCUUUGCACAUAUGGAUAAUGGUUGACUACACUACUGUUUUUGUGUUUCGCUUGUUGAUGUUCAUAGAUAAUGGACUUGCUGCUGGAAUGGGAUUGGAUUUUGGGUGGCAGCAGAGAUAUGCUCGUUUUUGUGGAAGAAUUGUGGUUCUUUCAAUUCUCUCUCUGCUACUAUAUCCAUUUCUUUGGGCGUGGACUAUAAUUGGCACUCUCUGGUUCACAAAUGCAAGAGAUUGUUUACCAGAAGAAGGUCAGAAAUGGGGUUUUCUUAUAUGGUUGCUUUUCAGCUACUGUGGACUCAUUGGUAUUGCUUGCAUCUCUGUUGGAAAGUGGCGGGUACGAAGACAAGCACAUCACUUGCGUGCUCAGCAGGGCAUUCCUAUUUCAGAAUAUGGGGUGUUGGUUGAUUUGAUCCGGGUGCCAGAUUGGGCAUUUGAAGCUGCAGGUCAAGAAAUGAGAGGUAUGGGCCAAGAUGCUGCUGUGUACCAACCUGGACUCUACUUGACUCCCACUCAGAGAGAAGCAGUGGAGGCGCUUAUUCAAGAACUUCCAAAGUUCAGGCUCAAGGCUGUUCCAACUGAUUGCAGUGAAUGCCCCAUCUGCCUUGAAGAGUUCCAUGUAGGGAAUGAGGUUCGUGGCCUGCCUUGUGCACAUAAUUUCCAUGUUGAAUGCAUCGACAAGUGGCUUCGACUGAAUGUGAAAUGUCCACGGUGUCGCUGCUCAGUCUUCCCAAAUCUUGACCUUAGUGCCUUGUCUAAUCUCCUCGCUGAUUCUGAAAGAUCUCCUGCCACCCUAACAACCAACCGUUAUGUGAGAACCGUGCCUUUCAGCCAAAUCUAUCUGUUGAGAAUGCAGGGUCUGCUCUGGCCUGUCCGAACUGAAAAUGCUGGGGUGCCCACCGAUGCAGAUAUUGAUGUGGAAGCUGCUGAGAAUGGAAGUGUGCACAUGGCAACUGAGGAACCAAGAGGUGUGGGACCGGUUUCCUCAGCUGGUUGUGUGCUUGACGGUCAGUCCACCCAACCUCAUCACUAGCCUUUUUUCCUGGAUUGUCGCAGUUAUACAACCUCUUAACCUUGUGCUGAGAGAAGCUAGGCUUCGCUGAAUCACACUUUAAUGAAAAAACCAAUGCCCUCAGCUGCUAUAUAACACAGAGAAAAGCAAAAUGACGUAUGUCCAUGACCACUGUCUAAUUGCUGUGUUGAUACGUGAUGUACCAGAAAAGGAACCCCACUCAACAAUUUACAUGGGGAUUUCCGGGCUAAAAAAUCAGUAAUGAUAACCUUUGUAAUUUGUUAACGAGAAUGGAGCUUAGAUUUACCGAUAUAGAAUUAUUAUUGCGAAGUUUGUUUUGUUUUUGUUCAACAACGAAUUUUGGUUUA